Molecule: messenger RNA, 7079 nt
Organism: Trichosurus vulpecula (common brushtail)
Lineage: Eukaryota; Metazoa; Chordata; Mammalia; Diprotodontia; Phalangeridae
Gene: THOP1
Product: thimet oligopeptidase 1
Exons: 13
Coding region: 317-2377 (686 amino acids)
Biological process (GO): proteolysis; peptide metabolic process
Cellular component (GO): mitochondrial intermembrane space
Molecular function (GO): metalloendopeptidase activity
Source: RefSeq, a predicted model, not a curated record
GGGCGCGCGCUUGGCACACCUAGGCGGCCUCUAGGAAACUCUUCCACUACUAAGUGGUUUGGAGGCCGGAAGACCCAGAGAAGCUUCAGUCCUCCAGCGUCCUAGACGGCUCUAGGCGGAAGGAGGAGGUUGGCUCUUUGUCCCUCUGUCCCCCCGCCUCUAUGGUUCCGCCGCUCUCCCAAAAUUCCCCGGGCGGCUGGUCUAUAUCUCCAGUCCGCGAAGGAGGAGCCAUCCGUGCAGCGGCAGCAGUCACCUGGCGCUCCACCUGCAAGUCUAGUGCCGCUGCAGCCCGAGCCCCGCCGCCGCCGCCGCUGCCAUGGCGCCCCCCACAGGAGAUGUCCUGGAUAAUGUGUCUCCAUGUUCUGUGACAAACUACUUACGGUGGGACUUGACAGCAGGGCAGAUUGAAAAUCUUACCAAUGAACUCAUUGAAAAAACCAAGCGUGUGUAUGAUCAAGUGGGAUCGCAGGAGUUUGAAGAAGUAUCCUAUGAGAGUACUCUCAAGGCAUUGGCUGAUGUGGAAGUGGAGUACACAGUUCAGAGAAACAUUCUGGAUUUCCCACAGCAUGUCUCCCCCUCCAAAGAUAUCCGAACAGCCAGUACUGAGGCUGACAAAAAGCUCUCCGAGUUUGAUGUCGAGAUGAGCAUGAGACAGGAUGUGUACCAGAGGAUCGUCUGGCUGCAGGAGAAAGUUUCGGCAGACUCACUGAGGCCAGAAGCCAAGAGAUACCUGGAUCGGUUAGUUAAGCUGGGCAAACGGAAUGGUCUGCAUCUCCCAGAAGAAACUCAAGAAAAUAUAAAAAACAUUAAAAAGAAGCUAAGUCUCCUUUGUAUCGACUUCAACAAGAACCUGAACGAGGACACUACCUUCUUGCCGUUCACUCGAGAGGAGCUGGGUGGCCUUCCUGAGGACUUUCUGAACUCCUUAGAAAAGACCAAGGAUGAUAAGUUGAAAGUCACUCUCAAGUACCCCCAUUACUUUCCUCUCCUAAAGAAGUGUUAUGUUCCUGAGACCCGGAGGAAGGUUGAAGAGGCUUUCAACUGUAGAUGCAAGGAGGAGAACUCCGCGAUCCUCCAGGAGCUUGUGGAUCUCCGGGCUCAGAAGUCCAGCCUUCUAGGAUUUAACACGCAUGCCGACUAUGUCCUAGAGAUGAAUAUGGCCAAAACAAGUCAAGAUGUCGCCACAUUCCUAGAUGAACUGGCCCAGAAACUGAAGCCUCUUGGGGAAGAAGAGCGAGCCAUCAUUUUGGAGUUGAAAAAAAAAGAAUGUGAGAAGCGGGCCCUGGAUUUUGACAACCAGAUCAAUGCCUGGGAUAUGCGUUACUACAUGAACCAGGUGGAGGAGACCCACUAUAAUGUGGACCAGAACCUGCUAAAGGAAUACUUCCCUAUGCAGGUGGUCACCAAGGGCCUUUUGGGCAUAUACCAAGAGCUCCUGGGACUGACCUUUGAACUGGAAGAGAAUGCCAAAGUGUGGCAUGAAGAUGUGAAAUUGUAUUCCGUGAGGGAUGUUGACUCAGGCAAAAUGAUAGGAAAAUUCUACCUGGACCUCUACCCCCGGGAAGGGAAGUACGGUCAUGCAGCCUGCUUUGGCCUACAACCUGGCUGCCUCCUCAAGGAUGGCAGCCGGCAGAUCUCCAUUGCAGCCAUGGUGGCCAACUUCACCAAACCCACGCCGGAUGCCCCGUCCCUGCUGCAGCACGAUGAGGUGGAGACGUACUUCCAUGAGUUUGGGCACGUGAUGCACCAGCUCUGUUCCCAGGCAGAGUUUGCCAUGUUCAGUGGGACCCAUGUGGAGCGAGACUUUGUAGAAGCACCGUCACAGAUGCUGGAAAACUGGGUAUGGGAGAAGGAGCCUCUGAGGCGCAUGUCACAACACUACAAGACAGGAGAGCCCAUCCCCCAGGAGCUGCUGGAGAAACUCAUCAAGUCUCGUCAGGCAAAUACAGGUCUCUUCAACCUGCGUCAGAUUGUCCUUGCCAAAGUGGAUCAGGCCCUGCAUACACGGACAAAAGCAGAUCCAGCUGAGGAGUACUCCCGGCUGUGCCAGGAGAUCUUAGGGAUUCCAGCUACUCCAGGCACUAACAUGCCAGCCACUUUCGGUCACCUGGCGGGAGGCUAUGAUGCCCAGUACUACGGCUACCUCUGGAGUGAGGUGUACUCCAUGGACAUGUUUCACACACGCUUCAAAAUGGAAGGGGUCCUCAACUGUAAGGUUGGCAUGGACUACAGGACUUGCAUCCUGAAGCCUGGUGGUUCUGUAGAUGCUAUCAGCAUGCUGCAGCAGUUCCUCGGUCGGGAGCCCAAGCAAGACGCCUUCCUCCUGAGCAAAGGCCUGAAGGUGUCAGACAGCAGCUCACUACCUUCUGCCUGCUGAUGGGCCAGCCCGGGAGGCACAGGAGCUCUUUCAUGCAUCUCCAUUCUUCAGGACUGAGCAAGUGUGGACAUAACCUUCUGCAGGCCUCCCUGUUGCCUUAAACUCCCAACAGAGAGAGAACAGGGGACUCUCCCAGAGGGGAGUGGGAUGGGGGGGGUUUUCUUCACCCUGCCCCAGACCUACCCUGCUUUGCUUUCUACUUUUUAACCUUCCAGUCCCUUUUUAGGGUCUUUGCUCAGUCACAUUAAGAUGUUUGGAGAGUUCUUGUGUUGGCUGUAUGGCCUGGUAUUUUUUUUCCCUUGUCCAUCCCAUCCCAGAGUAACCAAGAUCUGGUUCUCUACUGAAAUUAUAACUAUAAUCUUUUUUAAAAAGUGGAGUAAAAGAGGGAGUCUCUCUUCUGCCUCCCUCUCUCCCUCUCCUAUCUUGAAAUGGUUUAGUCUAACAUGGGUUGUUAAGGCAGAAAUCAUGGUUUUAGUCUUUUGGGGAUGGUUUUAUCAUAAACUGUUUUAGCAAAAGAUGAUUAGACCUCAGGGAAUUGACAGCUGGGGUGAGUGUGUUGUGUGCGCAUGUGUGCAGUAGCUGCUGAGUGAAAUGAAUGAGUUGUUCUCCUAACUGGAACCAAGGGGCCUUAGAAAGUUCACCAUGAGCUUUGUACAACCUUUACUCCUGGAUUGGGAGGCCAGCAUCUCAGCGUGGGUUCCAUGCCUGGCUCACAUAAUAAACCUUGAGAAAGCCUAUCGUUAACCUGUUCAGUAAAUGAAGUCAGGUCAGAGCUCCUUGGGAGAAGGUGUUUGGAAAGAACUUGGCCUAAGUGACUCCUCCCUUUUACCCCAGCAGACUUUCUCUAAAUCCCCCAGGAGAGACUCUGCAGGCCUGGUUCUUGCUGGGGACCCCUCCUGCCCUUGGCCACUCUUUAUCCUCUCAGCACCGCCCUCCCCCCCAUCCCCCCAGCCAUGAACAAGACAAGCACAGAGACUAGAGCACAGCCUUUUGGCUUUCUGUGUUAGCAAGCACUAGGCAGUAAAGGUGAGGGCAUGAUAGUGGAGACAGAGACAGCACUCCCAGGAAAAAUGGAGAGGAAGGUGCAGCACCUUUGACUUCAGAGUGGGAGGGAACAGGCUUUAAAUUGGUGGAUGUCAGAUAAAUCAAGGCAUGAGCUCUCUGGGCCUGACAUACUGCCUGUUCCUGUGCCCUCAGUCGGUGGAUAGGCAUUUAUUAAAUGUUCCUGAGACAAACUCUGCCUCAAGGAGCUUACAGUCUAAUGGGGAAGACUAGGUGCAAACAACUAGGUAUAAACAAGUUGCGGAUAGGAUAAACAGGAGAUACUCAAUGAGGGAAGCCCUGAAAGUAAGGGGGAUUGGGAAAGGCUGGAGAAGGUGGGAUUUUCAGUGGGAUGUGAAGGAAGCUGGGAGGCAGAGAUGAGGCAGGAGAGUGUUCCAGGCAAGGGGCAUGGCCAGAGAAGAACGCCUGGAACCCAGAGAUGGAGGGCUUUGUUUAAGGAACGGCAGCCAAGCCACCCCAAAUCCGUCUCCAUCCAAAGGCAGUCGGAAUGCCCUCUUUUCUUCCCCCACUUCUACCUUGUCUUGCAGUUGGAAAAGCAGAAAUCCCAGCUCUCCACCUGAUUUCACCGUGUGACCUUGGGCCAACUUCUCUGGGCUUACUCUCCCCAUCGUAAUAGCAAAUCAAUGACUAUUGAACGUUCUCAUCCGAACACCCUCAUUCUUCGAAGCAGUCUUAACCUCCUCUGCUUCUCAGCACAGCCUCCUGCAUGCUCAUCCUGCUACCAGAAACCCCUUCAGGGAUAAGUCAAGGCCAAGUCCUCCUGCUUUUAACUGAACCCGUUAAUGAUGAUUAGAUUUUAAUAAUGACCCCAGAUCACCAGCCUCGGGCGCCUCACCUUUGUGAGCCUGGUAGCUUUUAGCUGACUACAGUAGCACCCAGGCUUUGGCCUCAUUGUUUAAAAAAAAAUCACAAAUACCCUUUCUCUUUGUCCCCCUCCCCCUUACCAAGGAAUAGCCAGAGACAGAGACUUUAUUUAAUCUUUUCACUUCUCUUCUUAAUUCCUUGGUGGUAAGCCCCCUGUUCUUGAUUAUGAAAGUCAGGUAUGGUUGGUGCCUUCCUCUCUUUACUCUGGGUUUUUCAGUCAGUUGCUCAGAAUUCCCAUGACUCCUCCAACCUUUGCUUAAGCAUCUCUCUUUCUUGGUCCCAGCCACAGCAAGAUCCACCUGUAAAAUCAAGUACUGAGCUCUCCAGGCUGGCAAGGAAGGCACAGAUGGGCAUCACCUGCCCAUGGAGUUGGAGUAGGAGGUGGGGGGUGGGGGUCUUGUGUCCCCUCUUUCCCAACUCCUCCCCCCUUUCCUGUCACCCAUUCACACCCAGCUCCUAAACCAGGGCGGUAUGAUUUAGAGGCUGCUUUGUGCCCAGGCCUUGAGACUGUUGUACCUAAUCUGUACUGCCCUAUCCUAAAGUUCUUGACCAGGAGGACAGAUACCUUAUUUUCCUUAGCCAGAGCUAAUAAGGGUGGGUCCGAAGGGUCAAUAUCUGGUCUCCCUGGUGUCUUCACUAUCCCAAGGAGGCGAGGUGGUUGCAUUUAGAUUCUGUGGCUAUCACAGCUGAAUGUUAUAAUGUCUACAAUCCUCUGGUCCAAAAUAGCAAAUCCACAGGACAGUUGUACUGGUAUCAGGAGACAAGAUCGUCCUAUUCAUUGCUCUGUCCAGCUGCCAUCCUUUUGUGCCAGCCAGACCCUACCAGACCCUGCAGUGAGUGAGUGGCCUCUGAUUCAUUUCACUACUCAGCCUUCUCAGUCCAAACACAGCUGAUUGAUCUUUGUCCUGCCACAUGGCAUCAAGGAAGGCUGGAGGCUAGUGGGUUUUCCUGGCUUGUGACCUUUGGCCCUGCUGCCAGUUUUUGUUGUUGUUUUAAAGAUGUAGAUGUCAAAACUCAUAAGCAUGGAAGUGAACAAGGAAUCUGAAGGCCUUGGCUGCUUUUAGAACCCUGCCAGCCAGCUGCCCAUGUGCUUGGGGCCAUUUCAAGAGGCCACGUGUGUACUGGGCAGAGCCGGGAAAGGUAGCCAGUGUCAUGGGAAGAUCAGUGGGUUUGAAUCCUGACCCUAUGACCCUAGACAAGUCCCUUUCCCUCCCUGCACCAGUUUUCCCCAUCUGCAAAAUGAUAAGGUGGGACUAUAUUGUUAAGGGUCAGUCCUUCUACCUCUAAAUCCUAAUUAAACAGGCAAAGAAUACAUUAUUUAAGUUAUGGCGUGGCCCCAGAAUUACUGCCUUCUUUGCUAGGAAUUCCUCAAGGGAGUAUCAAAGGCUUGGUUUUUGGGUAUGGUGACCUAACCCACUCAGUGCCCCCAGCCCUGAGCUCUUCCUUUAUCCCCUGUCUCCUGGCAUGAUAUGGAAAGGUCACAGGUUUUGAAUUCCUGCCUGCUCUGCCUAGCCAGCUCAGUGGCCAUACUGCUCAUUCCUCAGGAGCCUGUGUCUUAGUGCUUAGAGACAUUUGAACCUCUGGAGCUGAACAUGGCCCCAUCUUCCCAGUGUUCUCUGCAGUCACCCUCUCCCCCAAAGCCAGGGCCCUGGGCCUCCACAUAGGGUCUUUUGCUGCCUCUUCCUGACCUCAUUUCUCUUAGACUUCUCUUCUAGCAUCUUAAAAGCUUUUCCCACAUCCUGACGUAUAUUGCCUGAAUUGAAAGCCCAGCUCAGGUAACUCAGCAAAAUCCCAAAGGAGAAACACAUGCUCAUUGGGGAUGGCUUAAAAUACCUAAGGCAGGUGUGAGGCUGCUGAGUCAGCACUGGACAGCCUCGGUUCCCCAGAGGCCUUCCUCAUCGAGAAAGGAUUAUCUGCCAUUUUAUCUUCUCCCCAGCCUCUAGACGCGGCAGGGCUAGACAUUGCUAGUCUGUCUCAUUCAGGCUCCACUCCUACCCUAAGUCAGCAAGAGAAUGUAGUUGCAGACUGUGCCCCUUGCCCCUCCCCCCUGCCUCAGGUGCAGCAGCUGCAUGGUCAGGAAACAGGCGCGUGGUACAGUCAGGAAUGCCAGGCUGGGAAGGUGCCCAGCUCCUUUCCCUUGUCUCCAUUCCCUUUAUCUUUCUCAAAAGAAACUCCUGGGCGGAACCUACUUUCCCCUGACUACCUCACUGUCCCAUGCAAGCCUGGCACUGAAGCUGAAUUGACUGUCAUUCUGGGAUGGGAAAAGGAAGCAGCCCAUAAGCAGAAGCCACAAUCGCAGCUGCCCCAAUGUACCCUCCAGAGAUGUGCCCUCCAGAGCCUCGUGACUGCACCAACUUUAUGGAGACGGCUAAAAUCAACUUGCUGAGAGAAUGUGAUACUAAGGCUGGUAAAGCUUGCCCCUCUAUAGACUUCCAGCCUUACCAAAAAGGUACGCUUAUUAAGCAUCUACUAUGCAAGGCAUUGUGCUAGGGAUAGACAAUUACCAAACAGUCCCUGCCCUCAGUGAGCCUUACAUUCUACAGAAAGCACUGUGGGGUUUAAGGAUCUGUCUCUGGGUGUGCAGUUGGCCCCUUCUCACCUACCACCCUCCCCUUUGGGGCCAAGUGUCGGUCUGCACCCCACUCUGCCUUUCCUUUCCCUCCUCCCCUAAAGAAGGGUGCUUUUGAGAUUUUUAUGGUUCAGGAAACUGGCUUAUUAAGCUGGGUUAUGUUUUGGCAAAGUGCUUAUUACUAAUAAAAAGUGGUUUUUAAAAGGA